Molecule: messenger RNA, 2361 nt
Organism: Carlito syrichta (Philippine tarsier)
Lineage: Eukaryota; Metazoa; Chordata; Mammalia; Primates; Tarsiidae
Gene: HAS2
Product: hyaluronan synthase 2
Exons: 3
Coding region: 3-1661 (552 amino acids)
Biological process (GO): extracellular matrix assembly; hyaluronan biosynthetic process
Molecular function (GO): hyaluronan synthase activity
Source: RefSeq, a predicted model, not a curated record
AGAUGCAUUGUGAGAGGUUUCUGUGCAUCCUGAGGAUAAUCGGAACCACGCUUUUUGGAGUCUCCCUCCUCCUUGGAAUCACAGCUGCGUAUAUCGUCGGCUACCAGUUCGUCCAGACAGACAACUACUACUUCUCCUUCGGGCUGUACGGCGCCUUCCUAGCAUCUCACCUCGUCAUCCAGAGCCUGUUUGCCUUCCUGGAGCACCGGAAGAUGAAGAAGUCCCUGGAGACGCCCAUCAAGCUGAACAAGACCGUGGCCCUUUGCAUCGCUGCCUACCAGGAGGACCCCGACUACCUGCGGAAGUGCCUGCAGUCUGUGAAGAGGCUGACCUACCCCGGGAUCAAGGUCGUCAUGGUCAUCGACGGGAACUCGGAGGACGACCUCUACAUGAUGGACAUCUUCAGCGAGGUCAUGGGCAGGGACAAGGCCGCCACCUAUGUCUGGAAGAACAACUUCCACGAGAAGGGGCCCGGGGAGACGGAGGAGUCGCACCGAGAGAGCGCGCAGCUCGUCACCCAGCUGGUCUUGUCCAACAAGAGCGUCUGCGUCAUGCAGAAGUGGGGUGGAAAGAGAGAGGUCAUGUACACGGCCUUCCGAGCCCUGGGACGCAGCGUGGACUACGUACAGGUGUGUGACUCGGACACCAUGCUGGACCCUGCCUCGUCUGUGGAGAUGGUGAAAGUUCUCGAAGAAGACCCCAUGGUCGGGGGUGUCGGAGGAGACGUCCAGAUUUUAAACAAGUAUGACUCCUGGAUCUCGUUCCUGAGCAGCGUGCGGUACUGGAUGGCUUUCAACAUAGAACGGGCCUGCCAGUCGUAUUUCGGGUGUGUCCAGUGCAUCAGCGGACCCCUGGGGAUGUACAGAAACAGCUUGCUGCACGAAUUUGUGGAAGACUGGUACAACCAGGAGUUCAUGGGCAACCAGUGCAGCUUUGGAGACGACCGGCAUCUCACGAACCGAGUGCUAAGCCUGGGCUACGCCACCAAGUACACAGCUCGCUCCAAGUGCCUUACGGAAACCCCGAUCGAGUAUCUCAGAUGGCUGAACCAGCAGACCCGCUGGAGCAAGUCCUACUUCCGGGAAUGGCUGUACAACGCCAUGUGGUUUCACAAGCAUCACUUGUGGAUGACCUACGAGGCGGUCAUCACCGGAUUCUUCCCUUUCUUUCUCAUCGCCACAGUGAUCCAGCUCUUCUACCGGGGCAAAAUCUGGAACAUCCUCCUCUUCCUGCUAACUGUCCAGCUAGUAGGUCUCAUCAAAUCGUCGUUUGCCAGCUGCCUUAGAGGAAAUAUCGUCAUGGUCUUCAUGUCCCUCUACUCCGUGUUGUACAUGUCCAGUUUGCUUCCUGCCAAGAUGUUUGCCAUCGCAACAAUAAACAAGGCUGGGUGGGGCACGUCAGGAAGGAAAACCAUCGUGGUGAAUUUCAUAGGACUCAUUCCGGUGUCAGUUUGGUUUACGAUCCUCUUGGGCGGUGUGAUUUUCACCAUUUAUAAGGAAUCCAAGAGGCCGUUUUCAGAGUCCAAGCAGACAGUUCUGAUUGUUGGAACGUUGCUCUAUGCGUGCUACUGGGUUAUGCUUUUGACACUGUAUGUGGUUCUCAUCAACAAGUGUGGCAGGCGGAAGAAGGGACAGCAGUAUGACAUGGUGCUUGACGUAUGAUCCUCUGUGGCGUCACGGACGCAGUCACACACACACACACCUAGUUCCACUGGGGCCGUUCAGUAUUGUGGCAUCAGAUGACGCCACCAAAGGAGACAUAUCACUGCUGCUGGGACUUGAACAAAGACGUUUCUAUGGGUCUAUUUUCAUUCUGCCAAAGUAAAACGAUCCAUCAGUGAGAAGAAACUCAGAUUUAGCCUGUCAUGUCUAUGAAAAUGGGUUGAACUCUUUGUUUAUGCACUUUCUCCUUACUGUGCAUGCGCCUGAAAGUGUUCUGCCCAAUAUACCUCACUAGCCAUGCUUUAUGUGGGUUACGGAAGAAAAGGAUUUGGAAACUCAAGGAAAAGUUCUUUCCACCUAGCCAACCUAAUUUAUGGACUGCUGGGAUAGAUGGUCUUUUAGGAAGGAUGUCCUUUUUUGACUUUGCCAAAUGAAAUGCCAAAGGAGACUUCAAAGGCCGUUGGCUGUGCUGUCUUUUGAUGUAAUUGUACUGUGUUUUUAAAUUUUGUAUGCCCAUUUUUAAAACAAAUUUUGCAUAUUCUAUAUUUUACUGCUCUGCAAAAAAAAAAACACCUGUUCUUCCCUUGUUGUAAAAAAUAAAAUAAGUUCUGAAAAAGUUCAUGCGUAAAAAAACCUGCCCAAAAUGUGAAGCGUGGUUGACUGAUGUCCACAAUAGAAAGAAUAAAAUGUUUGUCUCUCU